UGCGAAGUGACUCUUUUUGGGCUUCCCGAGCUUCUGUAGCAGAUCCCCCUGUCUCUUUCACCUCAGUUACAGCAUGGAUCCUUUCUCAAACUUUAUUUCGGUGUUAUAGUGUCAGUUUUGACUUGGGAUAACACGAUCUACGUCUGGAUUCCGUUGACUCAUCUGGACACCAUGUUCACCACCACCGGGUCUCGGGGCCUGUACAAGGCUCCCCUGUCCAAAGGCCUCCUGCUGGUUCUCAGUGGGCUGACUGUGAUGCUCACCCUGCUGCCACAGUACCAAGAGCUGUUUGUGUACAACCUGCAGGCUGUCGCACAGCAGCACCAGGUGUGGAGUUUGUUGUGUGGCAGGCUGGUCUUUCUGGACGUGAAGGACGCUUUCUGUAGCAGCUUGCUCAUUUACAACUUCCGGAUCUUUGAACGGAGGUUUGGCACCAGGAAGUUUGCCUCCUUUUUGGUGGGCACUUGGUGUCUCUCUGCGCUGAUAGACUUCUUGCUGGCCCAGGCUUUCCAGUUUCUGUUUGACUAUGAGGUGGAGGAACUGCCUGCAGGACUGCUCGCUCCAGUCUUCUCUCUGUUUGUGCCUUUCUACCGGUUGAUCCCCAAGGUGCCAGUUACCCAGGUCCUGGGCCAAAUCCACAUCACCAACAAGUCUCUGGUCUACAUAGUAGGCCUGCAGGUAAGCCCAUGUUCUACUAGUGUGGGGAUGUUAAUAUAUUUUGCUUUCUUUGUCACUCACUUUCAAACUAGUCUGAUCCGGAUUGUUUCUGACUUCCGCUCUCCUUCUGUGGUGCAGCUAUUGACUUCCAGUCCCUUCAUGUGGCUCCUUGCACUCAGUGGACUGAUCUCAGGAGCGCUGUACCACUCCAAUGUUCUCUGGUUACAGAAGCUCCUCUUUGUACCUUCCUGGGUGUCUUUUAUUGGCCGGUAUAUUCUGGAGCCAAUCUUCUCAAGCUCCCAACCGAGCAGUGAGACGCCCCUGGGUAUGGGCGCCACUCUGGACAUCCAGAGGCAACAAAGGAUGGACAUACUCGACCAGCAGCUGCUGCUGGCCCAAUACAACGAGUCCACGACGAUCAACAGGCCACAGCCGCAGUCUGGGUUGUUCCAGUGGACCAGAUUUUUCCCCUCCCUGAGACAAAGAGGACCGAACCGCCCCCCAGUGGAAGCCCGUCCCCAGGCUGAGACGCAGCCAUCCACAGAGUCCCCUCUAUUGGUCAACUCUCCUGUCGUAGAGGCGCAGGUUGCUCUGUUAGUGGAAAUGGGCUUUUCCAGGACUGACGCCCUUGAGGCCCUCAGAGCUUCAAACAACGACAUCAACAUGGCAACUAACUUCCUCUUGCAACACUGAUGUAGCUCAGAAAAAAACAGAAUCGAAUGUGGACAGAGAGAGAGAGAACAGGAAGAGAAGCAACCAAAGCAGAGGAGCACAAAACAAAACGAAGAGAAUGAAAAGACCGUGAAUGAUGGACAAUUUUGUACAGAUAAACUGAAGUCUGUGUCCCUGCUCGCUGAGGCAGUUGUCAGGACGACUCAACCUGAACUGAGCUCGGCAGCAGGCUGAUUAUUGAGGAGGUGUGAAGCACAAAGUGGAAGACAUUUGCGUCAUAGCUUUCUGAUGGCCGUCGUGGUGUGAAACAUGCGUCAUUGCUCAAGGCAGACAAGUUAGACCGCUAUUAUGAAACAUAAUGCAGAAAGCAAACAGAACUCUUUAGUGCAGUGGAUGGAAUAUGAAGUGGGUUAUUUCUUUCAAACAAGUGAUGUUGAAGCACACAAAAUCGGCUGCGAUCCAACCCACCCCUCUCCACAAAGAAACCGACUUCCAGUAACAGCGUUCCAUAAGCAAUGUCGCGUACUGCCGCUCUGCUUCCCACGUCCACCGUGUGACCAGCAUCUUAUACCUUGAUGACAGGUGAUAAGUAUGACAUGGAAAAACAGACAAAAGAACGAGGUGCACAAGGUUUUUGUGACUGUGGAUCGGAGAACGUUGUGUUAUGUUUUCACCCCAUUAGGAUAAAGUACUUUUCAUUUUGGAUUUCAGGCCCAUCCGCUCUUAAUGCAGCACCUGCUAGAAGUUUUGUUUUAACCCCACGAGGCGGUGCAGAGGUCACGAUUACAACGUCAGCAUUUAUGAAUAAAGAACCCAUGAACAAUACAAUAUACGAUUUGAAGACACAGUUAUUUCUCUAUGUUGGCAGUGCUGCGUGGAAGUAGAAGGGCUCGGCCCGUUCCUGCCCGAGCUGUUUUAUCAAAGCUUGUAAGCAGUACAGGUGCAUUGUUGGUGACAGGCGGCUAUCUCAGGAUCUAUGAGGUGACUUCUGUAAAUGACAUAAUCACAUUUACAGACGCGAGUGCCCGCACACACGCUCACAGCCGCCCUUCGAGGAGGAGGUCAUGUUUCACAGCCCCGACUGUCAUCUUUUCGCACACUCACUCCUCGAGGUUUUAUUCUGUCUUAACCGGGUUUGAGACUUUCUCUCUGCCAACGCACGUCUGAAUCAUAGCGAGUCUUAAAAGACAUGAUAUUUAAUAUGCAAUAUCAUGACAUAGAGAAAAUGUAUGGAGACUAUGCACUGCAUAGAAACUACUUUGUGUAUAUAAACGUGCAAGAGAAGUAACAUUGCAGCCACUAUGUAUUGAUGUCAAAGACAGAUGCUAGUUUUAUAUUUUGUGCAUAAUAAUAUUGAUAAUAUAUGACCACUCAGAUGAGUCAGUCAUGUGUGUAUAUUUUUCUUUUUUAGAGUGGUAUACCAGUAUAUGGGUGUGAUGAGGGAGUUGUUGCAUGGACAACUUUCUGAUGAACUGUAAUGAAUCAUAUUUUAUCUGUGGACUAUAUCAACUUGCAGACUGAAUUAUUUUCAUGACAAUGACAUGUUCGUAAAUAACAAACAGUCUACGGUGUUUUCUGUAUUGCCAAUCGCACUCUAAUGCGUCCUAAUGCUGAGUGUUACUUUCAUCAUAACUUUUCCAAGUGGAGAAUGCAAUGCAAACAUCUGUUGGGCCUGAAGAGUGUUCUCUACUCCUUUCCCAUGCAGCCAAAGCCAAAAACAAUAAUUCUGAGAUUAACUUCUGGAAAAUACAAAUAUACAAUUUCAGUAAGAUUCUCUAAUAGCUUCAAUAUGAUUACCUAUCUUACCUAUCGGUUGUGGUUCUAGUUUUCAACACAUGAUGGCACUCUUGUGAUAAGAUAAGAGACGGGCUCAUUUGUAUCAAGAGAUAAUGUUUAAUAAUAGCACAUAUGAGUAAUGUGUCGGAGAAAAAGUGAAACUAUUAUUUAGACUGGCUUUUUAAAAAGUUAAUUUAAUGUAAUGGCUUGUUAAAAUACCCUCUGUCUGCUAAGAAACAAAAAAGUAAAAUUCUAGUGUAUGUACAUCCUCAGAAUCGGAUACAUUUUGAUAAUAAAUCACACAAGGUUUUAUAACAGAUACAUUUAAUAGCAGUUGUUCCUCUGGUGAAACAUUGGAUAGUAGUUGUUAUUCCUUUUGCAAGUAUAUCCAACCUGAACAGUUUUGAGGGUUAAAAACACUCUUUAGUGAAAAAUGCUCACACCCAAAGACAUAUGUGCCUUCUGAUGAGUGGUCACAAAUAGACUCACUCAAAAUCCCAAAAGGUCUUCAAGCAACUUCCCCGUAACGACAAAAGCAGCUGCCACUGUUUUAAGGAUGUAUUAUUUCAC
This is a messenger RNA of Cyclopterus lumpus (lumpfish), 3675 nucleotides long. RefSeq names its product UBA domain containing 2 (gene ubac2). Lineage: Eukaryota; Metazoa; Chordata; Actinopteri; Perciformes; Cyclopteridae. The coding region runs from base 172 to 1350 and encodes 392 amino acids. Gene Ontology annotation, molecular function: serine-type endopeptidase activity; protein binding. The transcript has 9 exons. The record is from RefSeq and is a predicted model, not a curated record.